Molecule: messenger RNA, 344 nt
Organism: Ostrea edulis (European flat oyster)
Lineage: Eukaryota; Metazoa; Mollusca; Bivalvia; Ostreida; Ostreidae
Product: protein jagged-1a-like
Exons: 3
Coding region: 15-344 (109 amino acids)
Source: RefSeq, a predicted model, not a curated record
GUCCAGGAAAAACAAUGUGUAUGAUGUCAAAUAAUGGAUUCGGAAUGUGUGUUUGUCCAGAAGGGACAUACGGACCGCCCCAAUGCACCGCUGACUGCGAAGAGGAUUUACAAUGUCGUUUCGAUGGAAACUGCGUGAAUGGAGCAUGUGAAUGUUUUCAGGAUUUUGAAGGAAAAAAUUGUGAAACUAUGGUUACAACCACCACCACUACCACCACUACCACCACUACCCCCACCACCACCACCACCACCACAGAGAGCUUGAUAGGGAGGAUACUGCCGAUAUUGAUGACUGUUGGUGCCAUUAUUCCAUUUAUCCCACUGAUUGGCAGCAGCUUAGGAUAA